GACACGUGGACCACGCAGCACAACUCGGACUGGCUUCUCAAUGAUGUAGAGCAGAUAAGCGGCAUUAAGGUCGACUGUGCGGUGCAGAAUAAGCAGACUUUUCACGACACGCUUGUGAAUCCCGCUCACCAACUGCGAGACCGUCAGUGCGACACCUAUGUGAACACCUCGAAGGCGGAUAUGGAGGCAGCGGUUCUUCUCAGCUGCGUGCUGGGGAACCUCAUAAAGAUGAUCCAGCACUCGCAGUUAACGCUGGAAGGAACGAAGCAACUUGGAAAGAGGGGAACCAUGAGGCUCUUCGGUCAGCAAUUGUACAAUGAGAUGCUCACCGAAAAUUCGCGCCCGCGCGUCCACCUUUAUGGUGUCAACCGUGAAGAGCAGUCCAAGUCGUUACCCCUGAUGGCCGGUGCGGCGGUGCACCUCUACGAGGAACCGCAGGUGACAGUUGACAGGUUCAUCAAGGCUUCCCUGUGGCACCGUAGCCACGGCGUGAAUGAGAAGGUCUUCGCAGAAAUGCGCAACGUCUUCUUCAAGGUAGUCCCCAAAUUUGUUGACACCGACGUGUUUCGGGCCUCUGGGGAAGAAUGGCAAAAGUCCUGGAAUCUAGCCCUGCACCUGCAAAUGCACGGAAGUGAGAGCCUGGAGGAGGAGCGAUAUGGAGGGGUCUACGGGGAGUAGAUGCUGAUGAAGAUAUAGGUCAACUUCAAGUUCAUCACGCAGCGGCAAACCAGAUGCCGCACGCAACGCCGAUUCGUCGGAGCUAUGGACACGAAGGUCAUUGAGAUGUAUGAUGACUUGUCAAGGUUCAAAGCACUAGGGGAUCUGCGUACCAGUGAACGAGUCUUUCAGUCGUACGCUGUCCUCAACAAUAACAUCUACGAAAAGAAGCGCUUGAAUGAGUGCAUGCCCGAAUUUGGCGAGCGAAACGUAGCCUGCAAUGACGCACUGAAGAACCAGCGCUCGUGUAUCGAGCCGUUCCUCUUCACUUGCCAUCAAAUGCUCGUUUCUUUCUUAUGCAAGACGAGUGGAACAUCGCGGUUGAUUCACGUUUUCCGUGGCUUUUUGAAUACAGGGUCGAUGAAAUAUCGGCUGGUAUGGUGAGCGAUGUCAACAGCAUCGUAAACGUGUGAACACCCACCGACAGUGUUUCUUUUUGGGCUGAUCUUCACUGAUAUGGAGACAAGCACGAAGCUGUGAUGCGGGGACUCGAAGAGCAGCCAGGUUGUGCAGAAUCAUCUCACCAUCAACCUCCGCCUCAUCGCUGACUACCACGCGUAGGAGGUCACGACUGUCGGCGACUCCUUCACGGUCGCUACUAAGGAUGUGUUGAUGGCGGCGAAGUUGUCGCUGACCGUCCAACUAGAGCUGAUGUGGAUGGCGACAAUUGCAGCAGGAUUUACUACGAUGGUCGACUAUACCGAGGAUGGUGGCGGUUCGCAGAACUGGGAUGGCCGCACGCGCAGCGUGCGGAUCGGCUUCGAGCACUGUAUGGGUACUACGACCACAUAUGACGCCAUUCAUCGGCGCUACCGCUACAACACGACAGGUGUAAAUCGCUGCGUCUGCAUCGAGGCUGUCGCGUGUGAAGUGCAAAGCUUACACUCUCACGAGAGUUUCAAGCACCUGAAGUCUAUCCGAGAGUUUCAUGACGAGCCUUGUCUGUACAUCUUUCAUAGCACUAGGCUCACAACCUCUCCCCGAAGGCUGAUAGGCGUAGCUUGAACCACUCCAUAGCGGUGA
Leishmania braziliensis MHOM/BR/75/M2904 is the source of this 1740-nucleotide messenger RNA. The record is from the annotation of a RefSeq genome assembly. Lineage: Eukaryota; Euglenozoa; Kinetoplastea; Trypanosomatida; Trypanosomatidae.